Cladophialophora yegresii CBS 114405 is the source of this 753-nucleotide messenger RNA. Its product is annotated as transcription initiation factor TFIID/TFIIF subunit. The transcript has 4 exons. Lineage: Eukaryota; Fungi; Ascomycota; Eurotiomycetes; Chaetothyriales; Herpotrichiellaceae. Gene Ontology annotation, molecular function: histone binding. Gene Ontology annotation, cellular component: NuA4 histone acetyltransferase complex; Swr1 complex. The record is from RefSeq and is a predicted model, not a curated record. Bases 1 to 753 code for a protein of 250 amino acids. Gene Ontology annotation, biological process: chromatin remodeling; regulation of transcription by RNA polymerase II.
AUGCCGGACGUGAAGCGCAGCAUCAAAAUCAUAACCGACCAGAAGGUCAUUCCCGGUGCCGACAGCGGUGUUGCAGGUUUCCCCCUGCGACACUGGUCUACCAGAAUCGUCCUCCUUCACGCCGACACCAAACAAGAGAUUGACGCAGACAUCUUCGAGUCAGUCACAUACAUCCUCCACGAGUCCUUCGGCGACAAGGCCAGACAAGUGUUCAAGAAACCGCCGUUCCGCGUCUCUGAAGAUGGCUGGGGUGAAUUCGAGUUGCAAAUCGAGCUGAAAGACCUCUCUGGCAAGAUUCAUACCCUAGUCCAUGACCUCAACUUCGCCAACUCCCGCUACGAGACCAAGCAAAUCAUCACGUUCAAGAACCCCAAGGGGGCGCUGCUCGAGGCACUUCGAAACUCCGGUCCCAUCCCAGGCGAAAGUGCUGCGGCAAACGGUGCGGAUACACCCGUAGCCGGCAAGAAGAGAACAAGCGAGAUUGGUGGAGGGGCGUCGACGCAGAAGAAGAAGAAGGGAGACUCCAAGGUCGUCGACAUGGACAAGUUGGCCGAGGGGUUGCAAAAGCUCGGCGAAGACGAUCUCCUCCAGGUUGUCCAGAUGGUUCAUGACAACAAAAGUGAGGAUUCGUGGAUGCGAAAUGACGCUGAGCAAGGCGAGUUCCACGUCGACUUGUACACCCUGCCUGAGAACCUGAUCAAGAUGCUCUGGGACUUCACGACGGAGAAGAACGCCAUCUCGGCCUCUGCAUGA